This is a messenger RNA of Nicotiana tabacum (common tobacco), 2129 nucleotides long. Its product is annotated as T-complex protein 1 subunit gamma. Lineage: Eukaryota; Viridiplantae; Streptophyta; Magnoliopsida; Solanales; Solanaceae. The record is from RefSeq and is a predicted model, not a curated record. Gene Ontology annotation, biological process: protein folding. Gene Ontology annotation, molecular function: ATP hydrolysis activity; ATP binding; ATP-dependent protein folding chaperone.
AGUCUCUUAACUCUAAAAUCGAAUCUCUUCCCUUCGCUUUUUAAAAACCCUCUUCCUCUUCUUGGCGCUCCCUCUGCUGCUCCCCUUUUUUAACUUCUCCAUUGUUCGGCACUAUCAAAUCGACAAAAUGCAUGCCCCAGUUCUCGUUCUCCAGGAUUCUAUGAAGCGUGAACAAGGUGGCAAGGUACAGCGUGCCAACAUUCAAGCUGCCAAGGCAGUUGCCGAUAUUAUUCGUACCACUUUGGGUCCACGAUCCAUGUUGAAAAUGCUGCUUGAUGCUGCUGGAGGAAUUGUAGUAACCAAUGAUGGAAAUGCAAUUCUUCGUGAGUUAGAUCUUGCACACCCUGCUGCAAAGUCCAUGAUUGAACUAAGCCGUACCCAAGAUGAAGAAGUAGGAGAUGGAACUACAUCAGUCAUUGUCCUAGCUGGCGAGAUGCUCCAUGUUGCGGAAGCUUUUAUUGACAAGAAGUAUCAUCCUACUGUGAUAUGUCGAGCUUAUGGUAAAGCGCUGGAGGAUGCAAUUGCUGUGCUUGACAAGAUUGCAAUGACCAUUGAUGUCAAGGACCGUGCAACAAUGUUGGGGCUGGUGAAAAGCUGCAUUGGCACAAAGUUUACUAGUCAAUUUGGGGAUUUGAUUGCAGAUUUGGCAAUUGAUGCCACAACAAUUGUUGGUGUGGAAGUUGGACAAGGGUUGCGUGAGGUGGACAUCAAGAAGUACAUUAAGGUGGAGAAGGUACCUGGUGGGCAGUUGGAAGACUCAACAGUGCUUAAAGGAGUUAUGAUGAACAAAGAUGUAGUUGCCCCUGGCAAAAUGAGAAGAAAGAUUGUGAAUCCUCGCAUCAUUCUUCUUGAUUCUCCUUUGGAGUACAAAAAAGGCGAGAACCAAACCAAUGCAGAGUUGCUUAGAGAGGAAGAUUGGAAUGUCUUAUUGAAGAUGGAAGAAGAGUACAUUGAGAACAUGUGUGCACAGAUAUUGAAGUUCAAACCAGAUGUUGUUAUUACUGAAAAAGGACUUAGUGACCUGGCAUGCCAUUAUCUGAGCAAGGCUGGUGUCAGUGCAAUCAGAAGGCUAAGGAAGACUGACAACAAUAGAAUUGCCAAAGCUUGUGGGGCAGUUAUUGUCAAUAGACCUGAUGAGUUGCAGGAAUCUGAUGUUGGUACUGGUGCUGGUCUCUUUGAGGUGAAAAAAAUUGGCGAUGAAUUCUUCACUUUCAUUGUUGAUUGCAAGGAUCCAAAAGCAUGUACAGUCCUCCUAAGGGGUGCCAGUAAAGAUCUACUGAAUGAAGUAGAAAGAAACCUACAGGAUGCAAUGUCUGUCGCUAGGAACAUCAUCAAGAAUCCUAAACUAGUUCCUGGUGGUGGUGCAACAGAGUUGACUGUAUCUGCUAUGUUGAAGCAGAAAAGUUCAUCUAUUGAAGGCAUUGAAAAGUGGCCUUAUGAAGCUGCUGCAAUAGCGUUUGAAGCUAUUCCACGUACGUUGUCUCAGAACUGUGGUGUGAAUGUUAUUCGUACAAUGACGGCGCUCCAAGGAAAGCAUGCAAAUGGUGAGAAUGCAUGGAUAGGCAUAGAUGGGAAUACUGGUGAGAUUGCUGAUAUGAAAGAGCAGAAGAUAUGGGAUUCCUACACCGUGAAAGCGCAGGCUUUCAAAACUGCCAUUGAAGCUGCUUGCUUACUCCUGAGAAUUGAUGAUAUUGUAAGUGGGAUCAAGAAGAAACAGGCCCCUGGAGCAAGCCAAGGUCCAUCUAAGCCAAAAGUUGAGGGCGAAGAUGACGCAGACAAUGACCAGCUAAUUCCUGAAUGAGAUAUCUAAUGAGUGCACGGAAUUACUUCCCGAGCCCAGACUGCAGCUGAAAAACCAUUUUGAUAUGUGCAUCUGUUCGCAUGUUCUUUAAUGCUAAUCAAUGCUGUUUUUUUCAAAAGUUUUGCCCUUAAGGUGCGACUUCUGCAAUCUGAAUGCACACAGUUGUCAGAGAAUAGUAAUCAUUUGCUUACGUUGUAGUUGAAUUAGAUCUAUUUUGAUUGUUGGAUGUAUAUUAUGUUUGAUAUUGCAAGGGCAAAUUGUCACUCCUGACUAGUAGUUUUCUUGAGAUUGAAUGUUUGAUGAAUUAAUCGUUGUCUUUCCUGAAGUC